CAAACUAAAGAGAGAGAAAGAGAGAUUUGUUUUAAUUUGUGUACGAUCUCUUGAAAAUGUCAAAAAAAGUUGGUAUUUUGGCAUGUUUCAUUGUUGUCGCCAUGGAUAUCACAGCAGGAAUACUAUCACUCAAAGCUGAAGCUGCUCAGAACCAGGCAAAGCAUAUGAGGUUGUGGUUAUUUGAGUGUAAAGAUCCAAGCCAUCUAGCCUUCAAACUAGGACUGGCGGCGGUUGUGCUUCUUUCUUUAGCCCAUGUAUUAGCAAACUUGAUCGGAGGUUGGACCGCUUGUGCUAAACAAGACAUCUCUAAAGCAUCUCCGACCAAACAUUGUUCCCUGGCCUGCCUUUUCCUUACUUGGAUUGUACUAGCUUUGGGACUAUACUUAUUAGUGACAGGAAUAAGAGCAAAUAAUAAGUCUUCAGCUUCAUGUGGUUUCUCUCAUCACCAUUUCCUUUCAAUUGGAGGCAUUUGUUGUUUCGUUCAUGGAGUCUUCUCUACUGGUUACUACAUCACUGCAUCAGAAAUCUUGAAAUUUUAGAUUUUAAUAUCUAUUUCUAUUGUUCUAUUUUAUAAAUCUAGAUUUUAAAUAUUUAAUAUGUCAUGGGCGACUAUAGAUGAGAAAACAAGUGUCGCUAAAAUAUACCGGCGUUUAGAAUAACAUUAUGGGAAGUGGAAAGUUGGCGGCGCAUAUAUUAACGCCGGUAGAUUUCUAGGGACGUAAUGUAAAGCCGAAAAUGCUUUGUAAUGCGACAUUUAUUCAGAGUAGUUUGUUUUAUUA
Impatiens glandulifera is the source of this 779-nucleotide messenger RNA. RefSeq names its product protein DESIGUAL 3-like. Bases 57 to 539 code for a protein of 160 amino acids. The record is from RefSeq and is a predicted model, not a curated record. The transcript is spliced from 3 exons. NCBI's taxonomy places the organism in Eukaryota, Viridiplantae, Streptophyta, Magnoliopsida, Ericales, Balsaminaceae.